AUGGACAAUGGAACAAACUGGUUGAUUGAAAUUGUCUGCCUGAUUUUCUCCAAGGGGGAUCCCAAGUGGAUCCAAUCUGUGCCCAUUUGGGACCGCUCACCCUGGGUAGAGACUGAGGAUGGGUAUAAUGCACUAAAGGAUAAAGAAGGCCCCUUCCUCAUCAGCACCCACCUCCCCAUCCAGCUCAUCCCCAAGUCUCUCUUCAAUUCCAAGGCCAAGGUGAUUUAUCUCAUCAGAAAUCCCAGAGUUGUUCUUGUUUCUGGUUAUUUUUUCUGGAGUAUUUCAACCUUUGUUAAGAAACCAGAGUCACUGGAACAAUAUUUUGAAUGGUUCAUCAAAGGAAAUGUGGUAUAUGGAUCCUGGUUUGAUCACAUUCAUGGCUGGAUGUCCAUGAAAGGGAAGGAGAACUUCCUGAUAGUGAGUUAUGAAGAGCUGAAACAGGACACCAGAAGCAUCGUAGAGAAGAUCUGCCAAUUCCUGGGCAAGAAAUUAGAACCAGAAGAACUGAACUCACUCCUCAAGAAUAGCUCCUUUCAGGUCAUGAAAGAAAACAAGAUGUCCAAUUAUUCCCUCCUGCGUGGUCAGACUUUAGAUGAGAAGAAAGGAUCAAUUAUGAGAAAAGGUAGUAAGAAAAUGCUGUGCCUUCCCAAUAUAUCAGAAUAUGUGGCGGACAUACUGGUGAUAACAGCAGGGCACUAACAGGUGGGACUAGGCAGUGUUUGAAUUCAUCAAGUCUAGUUGUUCACCAUUCAGAGAGCUCCUCAUGUGCCCUUAUCACAAAGUCUCUUUUCACAGCAUUGAUGUGGGCUUCAGGCACUUGGAGGACGUUGACUAGGCUGCAGUGGUCAUCUGACUUUUGAGAGGUCAUUCAGAUUCUCUCUCCUCAGAAUUUGACAUGGGGCAUAUUCAUUCCACAAACACUGACCAGGCUAAUUCACUACUCCCGCCAACUUGCCAGCUGGGAUUGACCUGGGAAGUGAGGGCAGGAUUGGAGAUGGUCAUGUUGGUGUUACCCCACUGGUGAUUUAGCACAGAGAACUAUCCUGAACAAAGAACUAUAUAAAGAAUGAGUCAACUGAGGAAAAGAGAGGAUAGACUUUUCACUUAGCUGAGAGCCUGUCUUGCUAUCAGACGAUAUCAGACCCUCUGUGAGGAAAGAUUAAUGGUGUCCGUAUCCUUGGGCACAAGAUGAAUGAAGAGUGUCUACUGAAUGGAAUAGGAGCUUAAUUUCCCAGAACGCCAUAGUUCAAAUACAUCCAGGAUGGUGAUUCAUGGAAGGAAGAAAUUAAAUUACUCAAAAGACCUCAAUCAGGAGGCAGUUGCCACCGAGGGCAGGGGGGUUGGUUGGCCCCUCCACCCCAGUCGGCCAGGAGAUCAGACCAUCAACACCAAGAGGCUCGUUUUUGACACUUAAAAUCUCAUGGAAGUUGUCUUGCUAGGGUUUGGAAUUGCUUGGCACCUGUGAUCUCUUUCUGCUUUCUGAGUUCUCCCUAUUGGAACUGGAAUAUAUAUCCUAUGCUCCUCCUACCAUUGUAUUUUGGAAGUAGGUAAUUUGUUUGUUUCCCAGGUUCACAGCUGGAGAAGAAUCUUGCCUCAGGAUGAAUCCUACCUCGAUUCUGACCCAUGCCUGAUUUACAUGAUAUUUAGCUGACUUUUGGGCUUAAAGUCGACAUUAGAAUGGGUUUGGACUUCCAGGCAGUUGGGAUCCGUGGACGUAUUUUACGUGUGAAAAGGACAUGAAUUGGUGUGUGGGGGCCAAAAGAAGAAGUAUUAUAGCCUGAAUUAUGUUUCCUCAAAAUUCACAUGUUGAUUUCCUAAUGCCUUGUUCCUCAGAAUGUAACUGUAUUUGGCAAUAAGGUCUUUAACAAUGUGAUUAAGUCAAGGUGAGGUCUAUAGGUUCCCCCUAUUCCAUAAAAUGGUGUCUUUAUAAGAAGAGAAAAUUGGGACACAGGAACAUGCUCACACAAAGAGAAGAUCCUGUGAAGACAGCCAUCUACAUGCCAAGGAGAGAAGCCUGCAGAAGAAACCAACGCUGCUGACACCUGGAUCCUGGACUUCUAAGCUCCAGAUUGUGAGAAGAUAAAUUUGUGUCAUUUAUAAAAUAAUAUCUCUAGCAAUCCUGGCCUUUGACGCUUUACUAAACUUGAAGUAAACUGAAUACCUAGCAUAGAGAGAUUGUCUAUUCUUAGGUUUCCUUUUAUGCAUCAGGGUUUGGCAGAUUUUAAAUUUUAUAUUUAUGUACAAUGCUUGUGAGAAAUUGCUAAAAGGACAAAAGAUGGUUGUUUAAGAGAGAAAGGCAAUGGGAAUUAACAACAUAGAUUUUUGGUAGGGAUAAAAUAGAGCGGAUGCAAUCAAAUUUGGUGCAUAAUUCAAUGACUACACCUUCCAUUUCUUUUUGUCUAGGAUGACUCCUCUGAAGGCAACCAUACUGGAUUUUAACCUUUCCAAAUUACUCAUGGAUUUAUUAUAUACCAUAGAGAGUUGGGAGGAAUAGAUACAGUAAUGAUAAGAACAGUUAAAGCUACAGUGUGAUUAUUAUUGCUAAGCUGAUGGUCUGACUCCACACGUGGCUUGUAAUUGAGUCAUCAUGACAAUCUCAUGGGCUACUAUUUUCCUCAGAAAAGUAUAAUAACUGAUGUAGCUAGUAAGACACAAAUCCCUUUGAUAGACGAUCUCUGAUGCUGGAGACUAAACAUAACUGCCAUGGGUAGGACUUCAAUAUUCUAGGACCAAGGAGACUAAGAAUGGUUGAGUGGGUGAAAGAAAGAAAAAGAAAGCAAGAAAGAAAGGGAUGGAAAGGAAUAAUAUCCUGCUUCUGUGUCCCACAUCUGAUCUGUGUCCUUUCUUUCAUCUGAUAGGCACAUACAGGCCAAAGAUUAAUUUUUAAAUUACUUAUAUCAAUUGUAAUUCAAUAAUUUGUUAUAUAAAUUAUGACAUAAUGAAAAACCAUAUAAAAUAUUGGCUGUCUUUGGUCAAGGGCUAUUCUGUUCCACCUACUUUCACGAUGUUUGGGGUACUUUCGUGCUCAGGAAACAAGAAAAAGACUUUUAUUGUCCCUCAAGGGCUACACUUAGGAGAGUCCUGGAUGUUGAAGUCGCCAUUACUGGAGAUCGAUCUGAUUUUUAGGUAAAAGCAAUAGUCUUCCCUAAUCGACUGUGGUUAUUAUUAUCCUUGAUGAUUUUCAUUCUAAAGGAUGAUGACUGACAGGGGUUAGACGUUCUAUGACUUUUGUUGAACAGAAGGAAGAAUUAAUUUUAAAAACAAUAUAAUAAUUAAUUAAAGAAGUGUGGUAUAAAGUGUAAUAAGCAACAAGCUGCUGACA
Equus quagga is the source of this 3322-nucleotide messenger RNA. RefSeq names its product sulfotransferase 2A1-like. Gene Ontology annotation, molecular function: sulfotransferase activity. The record is from RefSeq and is a predicted model, not a curated record. NCBI's taxonomy places the organism in Eukaryota, Metazoa, Chordata, Mammalia, Perissodactyla, Equidae. Gene Ontology annotation, biological process: sulfation. Gene Ontology annotation, cellular component: cytoplasm. The coding region runs from base 1 to 699 and encodes 232 amino acids. The transcript is spliced from 5 exons.